GCCCAGCUUUCCUUGACCUUGUGGACAAGGUGACAGUCUCUUGUAGACAAGCGGGGUGAGGACUGGGGGAGGAGAGAGAGUGCCUUCUCCCUUGCUCCCCGAGCCGCCGGGCGGGGGCUCCCCACUCCCGGGAACUGCGCUGUCUGCGCCUCGCCGCCGCGCUCCUCCGGCCUCGCUGGCAGGGCCAGGCGUGGACGCCGCCGGACCGCUAAGUCUUGAGGGACGGUAAAGCGCUGGCUGGCGUCGGGGCCCCUGCCGAGGGUCGGGCGGGAGCCGGCGCAGGGGAGCGAGAUGGAGGCGGCGAGAGGGGCCGCGGGAGCCGGCGCCGAGUAGCUUGCGGACCCCCGGGCUCGCUCCUCCUCCGGCGCUGUGGCCUCGGCGGGCGCCCGGGCGCGGCGGGCGGGGCCCCCGGGGCUGCCAUGGAGGUACCUAGCGUCAAGGACUUCCAGUGGAAGCGCCUGGCGCCGCUGCCCAGCCGCCGGGUCUACUGCUCCCUGCUGGAGACCGGAGGGCAGGUCUAUGCCAUCGGGGGAUGUGACGACAAUGGCGUCCCGAUGGACUGCUUCGAGGUCUACUCCCCCGAGGCUGACCAGUGGACCGCCCUGCCCCCCCUACCUACAGCCCGGGCCGGGGUGGCCGUCACCGCCCUGGGGAAGCGGAUCAUGGUGGUCGGGGGUGUGGGCACCAAUCAGCUGCCCCUGAAGGUCGUGGAGAUGUACAACAUCGAUGAGGGCAGGUGGAAGAAGAGGAGCGUGCUGCGCGAAGCGGCCAUGGGCAUUUCCGUCACCGCCAAAGAUUACCGAGUGUACGCAGCAGGCGGGAUGGGCCUGGACCUCCGUCCGCACAACCAUCUCCAACACUAUGACAUGCUCAAGGACAUGUGGGUGUCCCUAGCACCCAUGCCCACCCCAAGAUAUGCUGCCACCUCCUUCCUCCGAGGCUCCAAGAUCUAUGUACUGGGGGGACGACAGUCCAAGUAUGCGGUCAACGCCUUUGAGGUCUUUGACAUCGAGACUCGCUCCUGGACCAAGUUUCCCAACAUUCCCUGUAAGCGGGCCUUCUCCAGCUUUGUGACCCUGGACAACCGCCUGUACAGCCUGGGAGGCCUGCGGCAGGGUCGGCUCUACAGGCAGCCCAAGUUCCUGCGGACGAUGGACGUGUUUGACAUGGAGCAGGGGGGAUGGCUGAAGAUGGAACGCUCGUUCUUCCUCAAGAAGCGGCGAGCAGACUUUGUGGCCGGCUCUGUGAGUGGACGGGUCAUAGUGGCCGGAGGACUUGGGAACCAGCCCACUGUCCUGGAGACGGCGGAGGCAUUCCACCCGGGGAAGAACAAGUGGGAGACCCUCCCUCCCAUGCUCACACCCCGCUGUGCCUGCUCCAGCAUCGUCCUCAAGAACUGCCUCCUGGCUGUGGGGGGCGUCCACCAGGGUCUGAGCGAUGCAGUGGAAGCGCUGUGUGUCUCUGACUCCUAGCUGUCCCCGGGCCCAGCGCCCUUGCUCCGGACCAUAUCACCCUGCUCUUGACGUGAGGAAUGGUGUCUCCCAAGCACUUGGGGUUACUUCCCAGGAUGCCAGUUCCUGCCAGCACCCAGUGGGUCAGGCCCUGGGGCUCGAAGUGACCUCACUCCGCCUGCAGACCCCACCAACCCCAGAACACUGUAAAGAGUGCAGAUGACUCCACCUGCCCCAGGUUGGAACUCAGCUGUCCUCUGGGAAGAUUUCUCUACUGAAUGCUCAGCCACAGGAAGGCACAGGAGUACCUCCUGCCUUGUCCCCGGGGAGUCCCCUGAUAUCUGCCUUUCCCUCAUCUCCAGGCAAGAGGGAGGUAGGGUAGCUCUGACCCUGAGGAUCUGUUACUGCGCUUUCCUUUCCCCAGCUAUGAAUUAGUGUGGUUGUCUCUUUGGGGUGGAAAAUGGGGAAGGACUGGAGGGUUCCAAAUCCUCUCCUUUGGUCUAUAUCCUUUCCCCAUUGGGGGGCCAACUGUGGGCCUGUCCUGGACCUCAUCUAUUUAGCAAGAAUUGGUCUAGGGGUUAGAGGCAACUGAAUUGGAAGGGAAGUCAGGUUCACCUGGACCAGUCCAGGUCAGUAGCCUUGGCCAGGAGGGACCCAUUCCCGUCUGGGUCCUUGAUGGGAAUGUGAUGAUGGGGAAGGAGCAUUCUCCCAGGCCUGGCUCUGCUCCCCCACUUCUCUCCUCACUCCAUUUCUCCUUCUGCCACCCCCUUCCCACCAGAAGCUUGGCCCUUUUGUCACCGAUGGCCCCCAGAGUAUUUCCUGUGUGACACCUUCUCAUUUACACUGUGGCAUCAAAGUCCAUCAUGGAUGGAUUAAUUGCACUCUGGUUAAUAGCAGCAGCACAAUGAUUAAAAAUCUAUAUUCAUAUCCUCUCUGGCCCCUGGUGCAGGGGUGGGUUGUGGACGGGCGUCUUGAUGGGUUGAGGGGACCUGAUGACACAUCCCUCUGACAUUCUCAUGGUAUAUAGGGUCACAGGUAUAACCAUGUGUUCUUGGCCACUCCUGCAGGGGAAUUCCAUCUUCAAACCAUCCCCCUCCUAGCCAACCCGCUCCCAGAAAAGCAGGGUAUUUUCCUUCUUUUAAGCAUCCAAACUCCACAUAUAUGUUGCAAACAGGUUUCAUUCAUUAAAUCUCUUCUUCAUCAGGUUACUACUUCUUACAUCUAACCUCAAUUCAUUCUGCUUAAGCUCAUUUUUGUCUUCUCCAGAGUAGAAAGGGAUUGCUCAUGACUUAAUGAGAAUAUGUCUCUUUUUAGCUUGUAUAACACCUCUUUCUGUUUCCCAGUUAUUUUUUUAAUCUUCAUUUUAUUGAGAUAUAUUCACAUACCAUGCAGUCAUACAAAACAAAUCGUACAUUCGAUUGUUCACAGUACCAUUACAUAGUUGUACAUUCAUCACCUA
Choloepus didactylus (southern two-toed sloth) is the source of this 2910-nucleotide messenger RNA. RefSeq names its product kelch domain containing 8A (gene KLHDC8A). Lineage: Eukaryota; Metazoa; Chordata; Mammalia; Pilosa; Megalonychidae. The transcript has 7 exons. Bases 420 to 1472 code for a protein of 350 amino acids. The record is from RefSeq and is a predicted model, not a curated record. Gene Ontology annotation, molecular function: protein binding.